Sesamum indicum (sesame) is the source of this 1051-nucleotide messenger RNA. RefSeq names its product nudix hydrolase 15, mitochondrial. Gene Ontology annotation, molecular function: coenzyme A diphosphatase activity. NCBI's taxonomy places the organism in Eukaryota, Viridiplantae, Streptophyta, Magnoliopsida, Lamiales, Pedaliaceae. Gene Ontology annotation, biological process: coenzyme A catabolic process. The record is from RefSeq and is a predicted model, not a curated record.
GGGUUUAAUUCUUCUCAAAUGUAAAUGUUAACCCUUGAUAAAAUUAUAUAUUCUUGUGCGCAGUUUUGCUGAAAGUAGAGAGACUACUGUAGUAAUUAUGAGCAUGGGUAGUUGUGAAAGUGAGCAUGCAAAUGGAAAUGGCGAUGAUCAUCAUCAUCAUCAUCAUCAUCAGCAGCAGCAGCCGCAAGACAGCAUGAGUCCAAAUCCUUUGAUCCAGGAUUAUGUGGCCAAGCACAUACCUGUCUUGUCCAGAAAGAAGAGAGCUGCUGUGUUGAUAUGCAUUUUUGGUGGACAAGAUGGUGAGCUUCGUGUAAUUCUUACCAGAAGAUCCAUGAAGUUGUCCUCUCAUCCAGGCGAUGUAGCAUUGCCUGGCGGAAAAAUGGAUGAAGGCGAUGCUGACGACUGCGCAACUGCUCUAAGAGAAGCAACGGAAGAAAUUGGACUGGAUCCGGCUCUUGUCCAUGUUGUUGCCAAUUUAGACCCCUUUAUUUCAUCGAAUUUGCUGACGGUGGUGCCGGUGGUAGGCCUAUUAACCAGAGUGGAAGAUUUCAAGCCAAUGCUUAACGAAGACGAAGUCGAUGCUAUCUUUGAUGCCCCCUUAGAGAUGUUCCUCCAGGAAGAUCAACACAAGUGUAUAGAGAAAGAAUGGGGAGGUCUGAAGUACGCAUGCCAUGUAUUUGAGUUAGAAACAGAGCAAGGGAAUUUCGUGGUAGGAGGACUAACAGCAAGUAUUCUGAUUCAAGCUGCCUCCAUCAUCUACAAAAGGUCUCCAGCUUUCAACCAAAGUCUUCAGGACUUCAGUCAACUGCAAUGGGCGCUGGCUCCUGCUAAACAAGUAGUAGUAGAUAUGGAAGAUGGUCCAGGUCCAGGAGGUAGUGACGUUGGAUAAACAGAGUUUUUUGCUAAUUGUUUCCAGAUGGCGUUAUGAAUUAUAAAGGGAUUAAGGAGAGUGUCACAAAUAGCUAGGUGGCAAAGUAAACGUAAUUACUUAUUAUAUUCAUGGCGUUAGAACCUUUUUCAUUAGAUUAACAAUUGGCGCCCCUUUACCCUC